Botrytis deweyae is the source of this 216-nucleotide messenger RNA. RefSeq lists its product as uncharacterized. Lineage: Eukaryota; Fungi; Ascomycota; Leotiomycetes; Helotiales; Sclerotiniaceae. Bases 1 to 216 code for a protein of 71 amino acids. The transcript has a single exon. The record is from RefSeq and is a predicted model, not a curated record.
AUGGGGGAUAUGCACUAUGUUUUGACUUUUAUGCAUGAUCUUGGGCUACUUCCAGAAUGCGGGGGAAAGCUUCUGUUGAUCAAUAAAAGAUCAGCUCCAUACGAUAACUUUCAGGGAAACGGCGAGCUAGUCACUCCUGAAUCUCUGUACGUACCUCAAGUAGCCAGUCCAGAGGACACAAAUAACAUUGUGAAACACAAUGGGCUAGACGUAUAA